Messenger RNA from Aureobasidium musti, 1254 nucleotides. The record is from the annotation of a GenBank genome assembly. NCBI's taxonomy places the organism in Eukaryota, Fungi, Ascomycota, Dothideomycetes, Dothideales, Saccotheciaceae.
AUGGCUCCCUGGUGGCCGUCUUCUUCAGGAGCAGACAGACCUGAACGUGAUGAUGACCCUUUCGCCGACUUCCGCCGCUUUGCAGAUGAACAGAUCAAUGCACUGGUCGAAGGCAUCAACUCUCUUCCAGGCUUCAGCUCUGCGGAACAGCGAUGGUCUGAUGAGAUGCGAGAACUGCGUAGGCGUCUGGAGCAAGACUUUCCGCCACUCUUCGCUUCCCUCCUAGGUGCUCCAGAAAGACGAUCCUACCUCGGAGGUCCUAUCAGUGAAGAAGCUCGUCAAGCGGCGCGUGUUCUGCUUCUUCAAGCACGCAAUGCCAGUUUUGGAGUUGACCCUAGAAAGAUUCUCACUCUCUAUCAAGAUCAUGGUCAAGGUAUGAUGCCUGUUCACAGCAAGUUCCCUAUCCGUACCACGACCAGUAACACCACUUGGCUUGGUAUCGACUGGUUCAGACACAGCCCCUACUCGCCCAUUCAACUCGAACAACACUCUACCGCCCACCAACAUGGAGGUAAAUGGCGUGCUGCCUUCGAAGAUCUACUCUGUGCUCAUCUCGAAAAGCCACAAGUUGCUUACGAAGCCUGGAAAGCUGAAGACUCUAUUGCCGCAUCUGAUCCUGACAACCAGGUCUUGUACAACCACUGGGCCCAGCCUGGCAUUGACUGGAUGCUCGGUCUACAGUGCAGAGGCAUCUUGCCACCUCAGCUGCCUAGUCUGUACAACAUCACUCCUCUGGAAACCAAGAAACUCGAUUGCGUCUUCGGCAAAAUCGUGUCCGGUGUUAGUAAUUUCUGGACGCCAUAUGGCCGAGCUGUCUACGAGGACUUUACGCAGCUGGCGAGAAUAGUGGCCUCUCCUGAUGCGGAAGACUUGGUCGUGAGAAGUAAAGUACAGCCUGACACAGAGUUGGACAUGUAUGAGCAGUUGUGGAAAGCCAGGGAGGACUAUGGCAAGGACAAGACAGAAGUCCCUCAGUCAUCGACUGCGUCCAACAAAGACCUGUCAGCCCCAUCUCCUAAGACCGAAGAAGCAGAAAAGCCAAGUGUUAUUGUAGUCAUGACCACCACAGAGAUGCGCACCAUGCCUGACGGAUCAGUCUAUGCCAAGCGUGUCUUGAAGAAACGCUUCUCCGAUGGCACCGAGGAGAACAGAGAAGAAGAGUCGACUGGGCAGCCUGAGAACGACGACAAGUCAGUCAGCGGAGAUGGCGCUCUCGAAUUGCAGGACAAGAAGGGCGGUUGGUUCUGGCACUGA